AUGCGCCCGUCCAGUAUUAUCCUCGCCGCCGUCGGCUUGACAGGGACCGCCCUCGCCCACGGCGACCACGGCAGCGGGUCGCAAAAGCCCAUUGUCGACGAGAACGCCCCAUGGAUGGUCAAGCACAUGGCUGAGGAACACCACAUCGAGAACUUCGACGCCGCCUCCUUCUUCGCCCUGCACGACUUCGAUGGCGAUAGCACAUGGGAAGGCCUCGAGAUUCUCCGCACAUACGGCCUGAUGGACGAUUCCAACAAGCACGUCUCCCAGCCCAGGAGAGACGAGAUCGUCCGCGACAUCCUCAACCUGAUGGACUACGACAACAACGGCGUCAUCACCAAGGACGAGUUCGUGCGCUUCAUCGACGUCGAGAAGAAGACGCUUCCGGAUAUGGGCACGGGGCCGGGACACCACGGCGAUGAUGAGUACGAGUAUGAGAUUCAUCACUGGGAGAAGUACCACGACGACAACACCAAGCUCGAAGACCUUACCCACCCCGAAGACAUCGAACACUUCAAGAAGCACGAGGAGAUGGAGCUCGAAGAGGAGCGGUUGGCCCAGAUGGACCGACUCUCGAUUAUCGAGGAAAACAUCCCCGCCAAGUUCCGAAGGAGUGGGUAA
Messenger RNA from Sordaria macrospora k-hell, 621 nucleotides. RefSeq lists its product as uncharacterized. Gene Ontology annotation, cellular component: endoplasmic reticulum-Golgi intermediate compartment; extracellular exosome. The record is from RefSeq and is a predicted model, not a curated record. Gene Ontology annotation, molecular function: calcium ion binding. NCBI's taxonomy places the organism in Eukaryota, Fungi, Ascomycota, Sordariomycetes, Sordariales, Sordariaceae.